AUGAUAGUGGAUCAACUACUGGAGGAAAUCUCCAAAUCAGACGACACCAAGGAGAAUGAACUAAAUGCCAAGAACAGCCAGUCCCAAAUUGUCAAGCUUGUGGACGAUCUCGUCGAAUGGAAACCACCUGAGUCUUCUGAUUCAUCACCAUCCGCUGCUAGUAGUAGUACGGAACCCAAGAAUAAUGAAUCCGAAGACCAAGAGGAGAAUUUUGACGAAUUGAUCGGUUACUACAAUGUUUCCUACACGUUGACCUCCAAACCCAAGGAAAAUCCCGUCGGUGGCAAGUGGACUCGAUCCCAACGAUUGUUAAAGAUUCAGCGAACGAUGCAACAUGUCUUGCCAUUGUCGUCAUCGUCGUCGACAUCGUCGUCAGCAAAAGGAGCAGCAGUGGCACAAGUUAUCAAUGCCAUAUUUUUGGAAUGUUUUUGGGGGCUGUUGCCAAUUUGGAUUGUUCUACGAGGGGAUGCUGUGCCAUUGAACAAGAUACCGAAAGAAGAACCAUCCACCAAAGCGACGACAAAUAAGGGCAAAAAGAAGAAAUCGCCACCAUCCCUAUUGCCAGGUUUGUCUCCGAGAACGGUCCGAGCCUACUUUGAUUCGCCUCGAUUUGCUAUUGGCAAGUUUGUCUUUUCCUUUGGUCCUACCUCGAGUGUGGUAUUGGAUACUCCCUACAUUGACGACAGAAUUCGGCUUGGAGUGGGUGGUACCUCUGGCACCAAGUUUGUCUUUUCACGAAUAAAGGAUGAGCAGGACAACGAAGCAGUCGAUGGUUGGAAAUGGGUAUUGGAAAAAGAGUCUACCAUUACCAAGACCAAGGCUAGCUAUGGACUCUUGUGGACAAGUCUACUUAGCGGAUUUGCCUACAAAUCCUUGCGAUUUGGAAUGGGCAAGAUUGUGGCAAGCACUGUCUUCUUAGCGAGUUUGGUAUCCCUGGGAUUGGUCAUGGCAUCCACGGGUGGCAUUGAAACCAACAGUGAUAAUUAUACACCGGGAGUGGCUGAAGCAGGAGGAGGAGGAGGAAAGUAG
Molecule: messenger RNA, 1029 nt
Organism: Cylindrotheca closterium
Lineage: Eukaryota; Bacillariophyta; Bacillariophyceae; Bacillariales; Bacillariaceae
Source: the annotation of a GenBank genome assembly